Racocetra persica is the source of this 1023-nucleotide messenger RNA. The record is from the annotation of a GenBank genome assembly. Lineage: Eukaryota; Fungi; Glomeromycota; Glomeromycetes; Diversisporales; Gigasporaceae.
AAGGAAAAAAUAACUCUCAAACAAGUAAAGUCUAGUGGGGAAUUAAUUGUCUAUUCGGAAAUUGCUGACGCCGAGAAAAUUGUCGCUAAAUUAGGAUUAGAUUUUCAAUUAAUUAAUAAAAAAGAAGAAGACAAGGUUAUUUUACCCAAGCCACCUUUAACUACUUCGCUGCUGCUUUUUGAAGCCAAAUCUCAACUCGGCUUUGCUAUUGCCCAAACCACUCAAUUAGCCCAAAAACUAUACGAGGGAAUUAAUUUGGUUAGUCUUGGGAAACAAGACGCUCACGAGGCUAUUCAUCCAACUUACCUUGACUAUCACCCGGAUAAUGAGGAAAUUAAAACCUCCCUGACCGUGGAAGAACACCAAUUAUACCAGUUAAUUUUUCGGCAUACCCUAACUAACUUUAUGGCUCCGGCUCGGAUUAAAAAGAUUACUUACCAGUUUACCAAUAAUGAUUAUUAUUUUUCUACUAACGAAAGAGUUAACAAGUUUUUCGGCUUUUUGGCUGUGGGCCCGGAAGUUUAUUUGGCUAGUUAUAGAGUUAAAAGGAGAGCCAAAUUAGGUGAAAUUUCGCAUUUGGCUGCUCAAAAAAUUGAAAUCCAAGAAUACCUGGAAAAUAAACCUGUCCGUUAUAACGAAGGAAGUCUGGUCCAAGAACUAGAAAGACUAGGCAUUGGCCGUCCUUCGACUUAUAAUACCUUUGGACGGAUAAUUCGGGAACGUAAAUACGCCGAAUUGAAUGUCAAAGGUCAGUUUGUUCCUACGGAUUUAGAAGGAGAGUUAGACCGUAUUAGCCGUGGCGAAAACAACUACUACCAUUUCAUUAAAAAUUUUUGGGAAACUUUUAUCCAGCAUUUUCGGAAAGAAAGUUCAAAUAAAGACUCCAACAUUUCAUUUUCGCCCUUUGUUAAAGUCAUUAAAAUAAAAUUAAAAGUAAUUUUAGCCAUGACAAAAGGAGCAAAUGUAAUUAAUUUUGCCGUUAACGAAUUGGUUAACGAUGCCGAAUUUAGUUUUGCUAUCGAA